GAAGCAUGCAAUACGGUGACUACAAAGGACUGUUUGCAGUGGGUAAAGCAUGCUGAAUCUUAUUGGGAGAGAUGCAUUCAGAAAGAAAAGGGCUUAAAAUAACUAAUGUCAUGUUCUUGUCCUUUUCAAAUAUAAAAUGUCCUUCUAAAACUCACCCUUUAUUUUCUAAAUAAAAAUUACACUUCUGUCAAAACUUCUACUUGACACUUUUCCAUGUCCAUUUCCAUGUCCAUUUUUCAAUCUCAGGUUUACGUGUCCAUUUCCGUGUCCAUUUCCAUGUCUAUUUUUUCAACCGCUAGUUCUCGUUACCUUUUCCUACGUACUAGAUACGAUAACCAUAACAAGGGAACAAGCUAUAUGCAUGCUAUACUGUGUAGCUUUCAACGAUGAAAAUGUCAAGAAAUUUGUACCAACUAUUGAUGCACUGAAGAGUUUGGAGAUCUGCUACAAGGAGGAUCCCAUGGAGCCAAUGCUAAUUUCUUUAAAAAGUCUUGAAGCUGACACUGUCAAAUAUCGGAAAUAUCCUACAGUCCAAAGUUUAGAAGAAAAGUAACAAGGUUUAACUUUUCUAGCCGAAGUCUUAACACUUUUGACAUUUAAGUCUUUCACUAGACUGAUUUUUAUUUUUUGGGAAAUAAAUAAAAUUAUUU
This is a messenger RNA of Gilbertella persicaria, 650 nucleotides long. RefSeq lists its product as uncharacterized. NCBI's taxonomy places the organism in Eukaryota, Fungi, Mucoromycota, Mucoromycetes, Mucorales, Choanephoraceae. The transcript has a single exon. The coding region runs from base 362 to 553 and encodes 63 amino acids. The record is from RefSeq and is a predicted model, not a curated record.